AUGAAGUUCACUGUCUCCGCCGUCCUUGGUCUGGCUGCCUCCGCCACCGCCAUGUCUCUUUCUGAGUCCGUCGCCCUUGGUGGUGCGAAGGACCAGUGCAGCUCUGGCGAUAUCUCCUGCUGUGAUUCCAAGGAGAACCUGUCUGCCGAUGGUAUUCUCGGUAACCUCCUCGCCAAGGGUGCCCUAAACGGCCUCCUCGGCAACGACAAUGCCGCUUGCGCGAAGACCAGCGCACUUGACGAUCUCAAUGUCCUCUCUCAAACCGAGGACACCGACAAUGGCCCCUCCUGCAAGAACAUCGUUGCUUGUUGCCCCGCAGGCACCGGCAAGUGCACUGCCAUCGAUAACGCAUAA
Molecule: messenger RNA, 354 nt
Organism: Penicillium mononematosum
Lineage: Eukaryota; Fungi; Ascomycota; Eurotiomycetes; Eurotiales; Aspergillaceae
Exons: 3
Coding region: 1-354 (117 amino acids)
Cellular component (GO): fungal-type cell wall
Molecular function (GO): structural constituent of cell wall
Source: RefSeq, a predicted model, not a curated record